Messenger RNA from Polistes dominula (European paper wasp), 1124 nucleotides. RefSeq lists its product as uncharacterized. Gene Ontology annotation, biological process: regulation of cell projection organization. Gene Ontology annotation, molecular function: cytoskeletal protein binding. Lineage: Eukaryota; Metazoa; Arthropoda; Insecta; Hymenoptera; Vespidae. The record is from RefSeq and is a predicted model, not a curated record.
CUUUGAGCGCGCCAAAUUUAAAACAUCGAAAUAUUCUGAUAAUUUUAAUUUAUAACCUAUUUGUGUUCUUUGUAUUACAACGUACAUACAUACGAAUUUUUAAUUUAAAACAAUGGAAGAUUUUCAGUAUGUAGUUAAAAAACAAGAACGAACAAAAAUCUGUUUUGGUUCUGGAUGUCCACGCGAUAUGUCUAAAAAAGGCAUGACUUCUUUUAUGAGAUAUUAUACGAAAGAUAAUUAUGAAAACAUUGCUCCUGGUACAUACAACGUUAUGAAUUCAUUUUUGGCUAUUAAAAAUAAACCCUGUUCACAUAGUAUUAGUAAUAAAGGAUAUGGCGGUAUUAUUAGAGCUGUAGGCGCAAUUGAACAUAAGAAUGAUUUUCCAUCUCCAGCAGAUUAUAAUCUUAUUGAUAGUUUCAAGCCUGUCAAAGAAUCAAAAGCUCCCUUUUCAUCUUUUACCAAAACAUCUACUUUUUCUACUAACAUAAAUCCAGGACCUGGAACAUAUACACCGGUAAGGAAGAAAGAAAUUGCAUUUGAGCAUAGUUUUGGUGGUAGAGUUAAGAUGAAACUGGGAGUUCAAUUGAAAUGUUGUAGUAAUAAUACAGAUGUGUGUAAAAACUGUGGACAAAAACCCAAAGGAGAUUAUUGGCAUUGGAAGGAUAAAAUUUUUCUUUGUAGAUUGUGCAUGAUUAAUUCUCUCGAAAAACAAUCAAAGUAUAAGAGAGAAGAACUAAAUCAUUUUUCUAGAGUACGCGAUUGUUCGGACAUUCAUCGGCAUGAUGGUACUGAUGCUAAUAUUUGGUUAAUGCAUCCCAAACUUCUAAGAGAAAGGCUUGUCAAGGAAACAUAUCUUUCUUCUUAUUUAAAAAAUUAAAUUCAAUGCUUCGUCAAAUUUUGCAUCUUUGUACUCUGACGUAUUUAUCAAUCGAUACAAGCAGCAAGGCAUUAUAAGUAGACUUAUUUUAUUUAACUUUUAAAUAAACUUUAUAUAUAAUGCGAUCUAUAAUUUGAUGAUCUUUUAUCUAAUUUCUAGCUUAUAAUGUAUAAUCAACUUCAUAUAAUAUAAUCGUCGAUUUAUAAUACAUUAUGUGAUCUUAUUUACACAAAGAUGAUAUAAAAAU